Ceratosolen solmsi marchali is the source of this 925-nucleotide messenger RNA. It is a transcript of the gene Rala, whose product is annotated as Ras-like protein A. Gene Ontology annotation, molecular function: GTP binding; GTPase activity. Gene Ontology annotation, cellular component: membrane. The record is from RefSeq and is a predicted model, not a curated record. Bases 170 to 763 code for a protein of 197 amino acids. The transcript is spliced from 5 exons. Gene Ontology annotation, biological process: signal transduction. Lineage: Eukaryota; Metazoa; Arthropoda; Insecta; Hymenoptera; Agaonidae.
UAGUACGUGUGUACGAAGCACUUAGUAGCGCAGUAUUCGUAGGAGCGACGGAUUCGUUCGCACAUUGACUUGGCUAUUUUUCAGUUUCAUUUCGUCUCUUCGCGUAUAUCCUGCGCGCUCGCCUCGCACCUGGACAGCCGGUGGUGUGUAUUAAAGGGCAGUCGUGAAGAUGUCCAAAAAACCAGGAGCUGCUCAGGCUCUACAUAAAGUGAUUAUGGUUGGAAGCGGCGGUGUAGGAAAAUCAGCAUUAACGUUGCAGUUUAUGUACGACGAGUUUGUUCAAGACUACGAGCCUACAAAAGCUGAUUCGUAUAGGAAAAAAGUCGUCCUUGAUGGAGAGGAAGUCCAGAUAGAUAUAUUGGAUACCGCGGGUCAAGAAGAUUAUGCAGCCAUUAGGGAUAACUAUUUUCGUAGCGGCGAAGGCUUUCUUUGCGUAUUUUCUAUAACGGAAGAUGACAGUUUUCAAGCUACGCAAGAAUUUAGAGAACAAAUUCUACGAGUGAAAAAUGAUGAAAACAUUCCCUUUUUACUGGUGGGAAAUAAGAGCGACCUCCAAGAAAAAAGAAAAGUUAGUUUAGCGGAAGCACAAGGCAGGUCACAGCAAUGGGGAGUUCCUUACGUUGAAACAAGUGCUAAGACUAGAGAAAAUGUCGACAAGGUAUUCUUUGAUCUAAUGCGCUCCAUCGCUGAUCGCAAGGCUCAGGAAAAUCAAGGAGAAUUAGGAGAACGAAAAAAAAAAGCAAGUUGUUGCAACGUUCUUUAACGAAAAUGCAAUUCGGCUUAAUGGCCAAAUGUGCUUGAUUGAGGCACAAUUCAUCUUAAUCGACGAGACCGUGAUAUUCGAUACACGAUUCAUCCGAUAUUCAAAUAUCAUUUUUCAUUGGCAGCUCUUUUUCUCAACUAAGAGCAAAAAAAUUUCUCGCCA